UCAACGUGUAAGAUUUUCAGUUUUUUCAUAUUGUUGAUUUGCUUUUGUGAGAAUGUGAGAAGAGGUCAAGAUGACUACAGCAGAGCAGCCUUGUUUUUGCUUGCUGAGUUCUGGCGAGGAUGGAGACCUACCAACUGAGGAAACCAUCCGGGCGGACUUGGAGAAUAAUGAUGUUCGCCAGAAAGCGGAGGCCAUGAAAAAGCUGAUUCGCCUGAUGAUCAAUGGAGAACGAUAUCCCUCACUGUUGAUGGUGGUGAUACGGUUUGUUAUGCCAGUAGAUAACCAUGAAUUGAAAAAGCUCCUCUUGGUUUUUUGGGAAGUCGUGCCCAAAACAACGUCUGAUGGAAAGCUGAUGCAAGAGAUGAUUUUGGUGUGCGAUGCGUAUCGCAAAGAUUUGCAGCACCCCAAUGAAUUUAUCCGUGGUUCAACUUUACGGUUUCUAUGUAAGCUGAAAGAACCUGAAUUAAUCGAGCCCCUAAUGCCCAGCAUUCUCAACUGCUUGGAGCACAGGCAUGCAUACGUACGGCGAAAUGCUGUGCUUGCCAUCUAUACGAUUUACAAGAAUUUUGACAUGCUCAUUCCUGAUGCACCUGAGCUGAUGCAGAACUUUCUGGAGAAGGAGAAGGACCCAUCUUGCCAGAGAAAUGCGUUUAUGAUGCUGAUUCAUGUUGACCAGAACCGGGCAUUGGACCAUUUGAGCAAGUGCAUCGAUCAGCUGCAAUCAUUCAACGACAUUCUGCAGCUGGUCAUUGUGGAACUCGUCUAUAACGUGUGCUACAACAACCCUGGCGAGAGAAGCCGCUUCAUCUUUGCUAUCUAUCAGAUGCUGGGGUCUAGCUCUGGCGCGGUGCGUUAUGAAGCAGCGGGUGCACUUAUCAUGCUAUCCAACACACCGACUGGCGUCAAGGCUGCCGCUCAGUGCUAUAUCGAGCUGAUCCUCAAGGAGAGCGAGAACAAUGUCAAGCUGAUCGUUCUGGACCGUUUGGUCGAGCUCAAGCAAUCUCCAGCGACAGAGAAAGUUCUUCGAGAGCUGACCAUGGACUUCCUGCGAGUACUCUCAACGCCGGCGUUUGAGGUACGGCGGAAGGCACUGGAUCUCGCGAUGGACUUGGUCACGGCACGCAAUGUGGUUGAAGUGGUCCAAGUGCUGCGCAAAGAAGCCAGUAAAACCAACGACGGCUCUGGAGAUGACAACAGCAAAUAUCGUCAGCUGCUUGUGAAAUCCCUGCAUCGCUGCAGCAUCAAGUACCCUGAGGUGGCACCACAAGUGAUCCCUCUACUUGUAGAGUUCCUCAGUGAUUGUGAUAAGGUCUCUGCAAUGAGCGUGCUGGAGUUUGUUCGCGAGGUGGUGCAGACACACGAGUCGCUACGCCUCAUGGCCACGCAGAAAGUAAUGGAUUUCUUGCCGCUUAUCAAGGAUGGCCCGACUGUCCGUGCCGCUCUUUGGAUACUCGGCGAGUACUGCACUGUCCCAGAUAUCAUCGACGACUUGCUGGUGCACAUCAAGGAGAGCAUAGGCGAGUACCCCAUUGUUGAUGCAGAGCUGCGGGACGCUGCAGAUGAGUCGAAGAGUUCCAAAGUGUACCCUAUCAGAGUUCUGCUGCUCGAAGGAAAAUUCUUCGUAGGUGCUGCUCUGGCCUCGACGUUGACCAAGCUGGCCUUGCGAUACAUCGACGAGUCUGUUGAGGAGAAGCGGAAGAAUCAGUUCUGUGCAGAAGUCAUGCUGAUCAUCUCUUCUAUCCUUCAUCUGGGCCGUACAUCGUUACCUGCCAAAAAGAUUCUCGAGGACGAUGCUGAGCGGUUAGGCAUCUGCUUGCAAGUGAUUGCGGAAAGGUCUGGCUUGGUGCUAGAUGUGUUCCGCAAGGAAUCCAGAUCGGCACUGGAAAAUUUGCUGGCGUCACAGAAUGAGGAGGACGAGAGGAUGAAGACUAGUACAAAGGAAGCCAAUGUUGUGGUGCAAGUUGAUGAUCCAAUUUCUUUUUCUCAACUGACUGUAACCGAUGAGAAUGUCAGUGAGGAGAACCGAUUGGAGGCCAGUCUUCUUGCAGCAACUGGCAUCGCGGCUAAGAAGAAGGAGGAGGAAGUGGGCCAAACUAAGCUCAGCAAGGUGCACCAGCUGACCGGCCUGUGUGAUGCAGUGUACGCAGAGGCGUACAUCCACGUGCAUCAGUUUGAUGUCGUGUUCGAUAUGCUGGUCGUGAACCAGACAGCUGAUGUUCUGCAGGGCCUCACUGUCGAACUGGCCACGCUCGGCAACCUGAAGCUGAUGGAGAGACCGCAGCCGUGCACGCUGGCACCCCACGACUUCACAAAUAUCAAGACCAACAUCAAGGUUGCGUCCACUGAGAAUGCUGUUAUCUUUGGCAACAUUGUCUACGACGUUGGCAGCUCACAGUCCGACCGCAGCUGUGUAGUGCUGAAUGAUAUUCACAUUGACAUCAUUGACUACAUCAACCCAGCGUCUUGCUCCGAUCAGGAGUUCAGAACGAUGUGGGCAGACUUUGAGUGGGAGAACAAGGUACUUGUCAACACUAACGUAAAAGAUCCUCGUAUCUACCUGGAGAAGCUCCUUUCCACGACUAACAUGCGGUGUCUGACGCCCGACCGUGCUCUGUCCGGGCAGGCGACUUUCCUGGCUGCCAACCUCUACGCUAAAUCCGUGUUUGGUGAGGACGCGCUGGCCAAUAUCUCCUUGGAAGUCAAUGGAACUGGUCCAGUCUCUGGCCACCUCAGAAUCCGAACCCGGACCCAAGGUAUGGCGCUGUCUCUUGGUGACAAAAUCAAUCUGUCCCAGAAGAACUGGCAGUAAUGCCGCGCUAAUAUGUCCUCACUUUCAGCUGGCUGUUGCUCCCUUGCCUGUAUUACCCAAGGGAUUUAAUUAUUUUCCCCGUUGCUGUUUUAUUCUUAGUAUACGCGUCGUCGAUUAACUCACUCGUCUAACGUCAUCAUUUGUACUUUUGUGUCUUUUUUAUGUACAUCUAUCUUCAUUGUAUGUUUUCCCCAUGCAUUGCUGUUCAUGCUGCUACUGUGUUCGCAUGCUGCGCACAUAGAUUUGCUUUCUUUUUCUUCUUUUUUCCGUCUACAUGUACUUGGCCACAGGGUGACCAAGACAUCUGAGAACUUUUAUCUACAUUGUAUGUUUUCCCCAUGCAUUGCUGUUCAUGCUGCUACUGUGUUUGCAUGCUGCGCACAUAGAUUUGCUUUCUUUUUCUUCUUUUUUUCCGUCUACAUGUACUUGGCCACAGGGUGACCAAGACAUCUGAGAACUUUUUGAGCCAUCAUUUUUCGUGCCAUCCAUAAUUAUUGCAAUUGUGUUGGUUUAGACUGGAGUGUAUUGCUUCCUUACAAUGCUUAUACGGUAAUAGUGAUGGCAUGCAAUCAUUGUAUUUUUUACCCUGCUAAAGAAAUUGCCACGGUAAACUUUUCAAAAAG
Sycon ciliatum is the source of this 3432-nucleotide messenger RNA. Its product is annotated as coatomer subunit beta-like. The transcript is spliced from 5 exons. NCBI's taxonomy places the organism in Eukaryota, Metazoa, Porifera, Calcarea, Leucosolenida, Sycettidae. Gene Ontology annotation, molecular function: structural molecule activity. Gene Ontology annotation, biological process: endoplasmic reticulum to Golgi vesicle-mediated transport; intracellular protein transport; intra-Golgi vesicle-mediated transport. Gene Ontology annotation, cellular component: cytoplasm; COPI vesicle coat. The record is from RefSeq and is a predicted model, not a curated record. The coding region runs from base 71 to 2809 and encodes 912 amino acids.